Molecule: messenger RNA, 1479 nt
Organism: Protobothrops mucrosquamatus (brown spotted pit viper)
Lineage: Eukaryota; Metazoa; Chordata; Lepidosauria; Squamata; Viperidae
Gene: TMEM200A
Product: transmembrane protein 200A
Exons: 1
Coding region: 1-1479 (492 amino acids)
Source: RefSeq, a predicted model, not a curated record
AUGAUAGCCACCGGAGGAGUCAUAACAGGACUGGCUGCCUUAAAAAGGCAAGAUUCUGCCAGAUCCCAACACCAUCUCAGUCGUGCAACGUCACCAGCUCCUGAGGAACAGAAACCAGCCAAGCGUCGGCCAAGGACGGAUGUGGUUGUAGUCCGAGGCAAAAUCCGGCUGUAUUCCCCAUCAGGGUUCUUCCUUGUCCUGGGAGUGCUGAUUUCUUUCCUCGGAAUUGCUAUGGCCAUUCUUGGUUACUGGCCCCCAAAAGACUCAUUCCUGGAACCUGAAGACAGCCUGACACUAAAUGAGACUCAGUUAAUAGGAAGAGGAGGGGGAUUUAUUAUGCGCUUCCUUGAGCAGCAUUUACAUUCUGAUAAAAUGAAAAUGCUGGGGCCUUUCACUAUGGGGAUUGGAAUAUUUAUUUUUAUUUGUGCAAAUGCCAUGCUUCAUGAAAACCGGGACAAGGAGACAAAAAUCAUACACAUGAGGGACAUCUAUUCCACUGUAAUUGACAUCCACACUCUGAGAAUCAGUGAGCAAAGGCAGCUGAACGGUGCCUACACUGGCUUGGCAGGAGAGAAUGAAAUCAAGCAUGGUGGAAGCUCUUGUGCAUCACGGCUGGCUGCAAAUACCAUUGCUCCUUUCUCAGGCUUUGCAAGCAACUUCCAAAGGGUUAGCAAUGACGAAGAGGAUGAACUUGCUGGAAAUGAGACCAAGAAAUCAAUCCCAAAUCUUAUGUCACCUUUGCUGAUGGAACACUCUGGUUCAGUCUUUGGCCUUUACCCUCACUCUGGGAAAGCGAGGGACGAAAGAAGCAGUGGCUCUCUGAAGUGUGAAACAAAAUCGAUUGUGUCAUCUUCCAUUAAUGCUUUCACAUUACCUGUAAUCAAACUGAAUAACUGUGUUAUUGAUGAGCCAAGUAUUGACAAUAUCACUGAGGAUUCAUCAAGGAGUAGAGACCGACCUAGAAAUUUGUCCAUGGAUUCUUUGGCUCUCCCAUUAAUGAAUACCGGUGAUAGCUACAAAUCUGCCAAUGAUUUGUUGCCACGCAACACUUUAUAUGGAGACUCUUCAUUCAGUCAGUUCAAAUCUUCAAUGACUCUUGGAGCCAGCACUGGACAGCUCUUAUCACCUGGUGCAGCCAGAAAACAGUUCGGGUCCAACACCUCUUUGCAUCACUUGUCUGCACAUUCAAAAUCCCUAGACUUGGAUAGGGGUCCUUCUACUCUCACUGUCCAAGUUGAACAAAGAAAACAUCCAAGCUGGCCACGACUGGACCGGAGUAACAGCAAAGGUUAUAUGAAACUAGAAAACAAGGAAGACCCUAUGGACAGGCUUCUCGUACCACCAGCUGCAGCGAAGAAAGACUUUACUAAUAAAGAAAAACUAUUGAUGAUUUCCAGAUCUCACAAUAAUUUGAGUUUUGAGCAUGAUGAGUUUUUGAGUAACAAUUUAAAGCGUGGAACUUCAGAAACAAGAUUUUGA